Penicillium lagena is the source of this 1515-nucleotide messenger RNA. RefSeq names its product protein sld2 (gene sld2). Gene Ontology annotation, molecular function: single-stranded DNA binding; DNA replication origin binding. Gene Ontology annotation, biological process: DNA replication; DNA replication initiation; mitotic DNA replication preinitiation complex assembly. The record is from RefSeq and is a predicted model, not a curated record. Gene Ontology annotation, cellular component: DNA replication preinitiation complex. The transcript has a single exon. Bases 1 to 1515 code for a protein of 504 amino acids. Lineage: Eukaryota; Fungi; Ascomycota; Eurotiomycetes; Eurotiales; Aspergillaceae.
AUGGGAUCACUGACUCCUUGUUUUCUCUGUUCAUCAGCCGCCAAAUACAAGGAAUACGGUCGACUCAAGUCCCUCGAGUCCUCCCUAGCUCGACGCGAGAAUCAGCGACAUGAUGCCCAAGAUCAUUCUAAGAAACGCAAGCAUGCAUCGCCUUCCGGCCCAGAGGCGCAUGUCGAGUUUACGCCACGCAAGUCCGCCAAGGGCCUCUUCACGACUCCGUCUCACAAGCGGACGACGAAUGCCCAUCCAUCCCAGUUAGACCCAUACGACUCGCCAUCGACGCUCCGCAAACUCUUCAGUCCAAGCGCACACCAACCAAAUAUGCCAGCGCCAUCUCCUCUGAAAGCUUCAAUUGGGCCAACUCCCCAACGCGAUGGGAAAGCCCUAGGACUCUUCGAUCUUCUAUCCGAAUCGGGCGGGAGCGCCCCAACUCCGUCCGGGAAGAAGCAGGCGAAUACGCUUGCAGCCGCCUUUCGAACGCCAUCCAAACGCAAAAGGGUCGACACGAUCCCAGAAGCGCCGGAAGAAGAACAGCAGGAGGAAACACCGCGGAUGGCUCGGACCCCAGCCUCCUCGGCCAAGCAGUUUUACCUGGCGAAUCUGUUCGCGACUCCCACGACAAUGCGCUAUGCCGCGAUGGUAGAGGCGGAGGAUCUUAAAGAAGCGGGAGAAAACAUAUCACCAGAUCUACCACCUCUAGCAGCCCCGGGAGCACCCCAGUCAGAAACACCAUCCUUCCUACGCCGCUCCAAUCGCUACCCGGCCGCUACUGCCAACCAGAACGGCCCGGGCCUCAGUCCAAUUGUCUCUCGGAAACCACUUCAAUUCGCGAGUAAAGGGCUAUCGCAUCUCGUUCAAGGUCUCCGCGACAUGGAAGAGGAACGAAUGGAUGAUGAAUGGGAUGUGCUCGGUGAGCUUGAAGAGGAACAAGAGGCCGGCAAUGUUGAGGUGGAGGACAGCCAGGUACCCCAGCAGGAGCAACGCCCAAUUUACAAGAAGAAGGGCCAGAAGCGGACGACUCGCAGAGUGAUUAUGCGGCCGGUUGCCUCUAGACCAAAACCUGCCGCGCCUGCAGAACCUGAUUACGAGGAUGAGAGUGAGGAUGAACUGGCGGCAGUGCCAGAGACACAGCAACCGAGCAAGCCGAAUGACAGCAAUGGUGUUGACCUGGGAGAAAACGAUGAAGACGACGCCGCUUCCCUCCACCCCAUGUCUGAGCCAGAUCUCGACUCAGACGCAGAUCCAGAGGUCGAGUUCGACGGCGACUCUGACUAUGAGGAACAAUCCAAGCCUAUUGCCCGGAGCAAGAGCUUCUCUGAGCGUAUCAAGGAGGCUGUGGCUUCUGCGGUGAAAUCAAAGCCCAAAGAGACUACGGAGAAGAAGCUAGGCGCUCCAGAAACGAAAGAGAAAAAGCCUCAGUCCCGGAGAGUCAAUCCUCAGGCUCAUGCGAACUUUCGGUCGCUGAAGAUCCGGAACAGAGGUUCCAAGACUGGAGGUCGUUUCCGGCGAAGAUAG